UCAUAAAAUUUCAAUUCAGUAGCUUAACAGCCGCAGCGCUGUUAAGAAGUGUGCUUUUGUUUUCCUGACUUACUGAACUUACACACCUUUAUAUUUGUAAAUAAGCAAAUCGCAAUUUACUCAAAAUGGUAUCAAACAGUCAAACUACAAGUGCGUUAAAAUCAGCUGCGCCCAUCUUCGGCAGACGACAUUUACAAUGCUUCAUGAUAUGCAUUGGCUUCUCCGCUGCUUUUGCGAUGCGCGUCAAUCUCUCCGUAGCCGUUGUGGCAAUGAUGGAUAACAAAGGCGCAAAUCCGGACUUUCCCGAAUAUCACUGGUCAGAGAAGACAAAAUCGCGCAUACUCAGCAGCUUCUUCUUUGGCUAUGUAUUCACGCAGGUACCCGGUGGCAUACUGGCGCGUCGCAUUGGCGGUAAAAUAUUGCUGUUGCUAGCUUUCUCCAUUAGCAGCGUGCUGGCGUUGCUCACACCGUGGGCUGUUAGUUUUGGCGGCUGGAAACUGUUGUGCUUCAUACGCUUCCUACAAGGUUUCGGCCAGGGCACAACAAUGCCCGCAAUACAUACACUCGUCGCUAAAUGGUCGCCGGUGGAGGAGCGCAGUUCGUUAUCGGGUUACUGUUAUUCCGGCGCACAAUUGGGUACUGUUGUCAUAUUGGCUUCGAGUGGUGUGUUGGAUUCCUCAAGUCUUGGCUGGCCGAGUCUCUUCUACAUACCCGGCGCUGUGGGUCUCUUGUGGGCUGUGGCUUGGAUUAUUUGGGGCGCCAACUCGCCAGAUGAAUGCCGUAGCGUUAGUGCCGCAGAACGUGCACUCAUCACGGAAUCGCUGAACAAAAAGGCGAAACAGGAGGAAGGCAGACCGACGUUGCCAGUGCCAUGGCGCGCAAUAUUUACCUCGCUGCCGUUCUUGGUCUUACUUCUAUCGCAUUGCGCGAAUUCAUGGGUCUUUUGGACAAUACUCACACAAAUACCGUCGUAUAUGAAGAGUGUGCUCGGUAAGGAUAUCAAAAGUAAUGCACUACUCUCGGCACUACCUUAUUUGACAAUGUUCAUUUUGGGACUGGCAUUUUGUCCAAUGGCCAACUACUUGGAGAAAAGCAAUCGCAUUAGUGCCACAACUAGUCGGAAGCUCUUUAACUCGCUCGGCCUGUGGGUGCCGGUUGUUACACUAAUUUGGUUGGGUUACAUGACGCGUGAACAAUCAGAUUUAGCUAUUAUUUUGCUGACCUUCACGGUUGGCAUGAAUUCGGCUGCGCAUUUGGGCUUCCAAGUGAAUCAUAUUGAUUUGACGCCGAACUUUGCUGGCACCCUGGUGGGCAUGACGAAUUCCGCCUCACAUGUUGCUAGCAGUAUCGCACCCUUGGUGGUGGGCUACGUCGUCACCGAUACGAAAAAUCCUGAACAGUGGCGUAUAAUAUUUUUCAUAGCUGCUUUCAUCAUUCAUCUGCUGUUCGUAUUUUUCGGCACGGCCAAAGUGCAACCGUGGAAUGAUGAGCAAACGGGGAAGGUCUAUGAAUUGAAGCCACUCAAUCGAGUAGUCGUUGAAAAGUCCAGUGGAAAUACAGAAUUAUCGAAAUAGUCUUAUAAUAAAAGUACAAAAUUUAAUUGUGAAAGGUAUUAUUACCGAAAGAAAACAAAAGUAUUAAAAAAUGAGAUCAUAAGUAUUUCAAAGGAUAUUAAAAAUUACAUUAUCAUGUACUAAAAUAAGAAAUGAAAUGGAAAUAAAGUGAAUUUUGUAAGAUCAAAAAUGAUUAAAAUGACUAAUUAUUAUCAAAUUAA
Molecule: messenger RNA, 1774 nt
Organism: Zeugodacus cucurbitae (melon fly)
Lineage: Eukaryota; Metazoa; Arthropoda; Insecta; Diptera; Tephritidae
Product: putative inorganic phosphate cotransporter
Exons: 4
Coding region: 126-1574 (482 amino acids)
Biological process (GO): monoatomic anion transport; transmembrane transport
Cellular component (GO): plasma membrane
Molecular function (GO): transmembrane transporter activity
Source: RefSeq, a predicted model, not a curated record